AUGGCGGAGAGUCCGACUGAGGAGGCGGCGACGGCGACGGCGGGCGCCGGGGCGGCAGGCCCCGGGGCGAGCGGCGUCGCCGGUGUCGUCGGCGUUAGCGGCGGCGGCGGCGGCGGCGGGUUCGGGCCGCCUUUCCUGCCGGAUGUGUGGGCGGCGGCGGCGGCGGCGGGCGGGGCCGGGGGACCCGGGAGCGGCCUGGCUCCGCUGCCCGGGCUCCCGCCCUCGGCCGCUGCCCACGGGGCCGCGCUGCUCAGCCACUGGGACCCCACGCUCAGCUCCGAUUGGGACAGCGAGCGAACCGCGCCGCAGUGUCUGCUCCGGAUCAAGCGGGAUAUCAUGUCCAUUUAUAAGGAGCCUCCUCCGGGAAUGUUCGUUGUACCUGAUACUGUUGACAUGACUAAGAUUCAUGCAUUGAUCACAGGCCCAUUUGACACUCCUUAUGAAGGGGGUUUCUUCCUGUUCGUGUUUCGGUGUCCGCCCGACUAUCCCAUCCACCCUCCUCGGGUCAAACUGAUGACAACGGGCAAUAACACAGUGAGGUUUAACCCCAACUUCUACCGCAAUGGGAAAGUCUGCUUGAGUAUUCUAGGGACAUGGACUGGCCCUGCCUGGAGCCCAGCCCAGAGCAUCUCUUCUGUCCUUAUCUCCAUCCAGUCCCUGAUGACUGAGAACCCCUAUCACAAUGAGCCUGGCUUUGAGCAGGAGAGACAUCCAGGAGACAGCAAAAAUUAUAAUGAGUGUAUUCGGCAUGAGACCAUCAGAGUGGCAGUCUGUGACAUGAUGGAAGGAAAGUGCCCCUGCCCUGAACCCUUACGAGGAGUGAUGGAGAAGUCCUUCCUGGAGUAUUAUGACUUCUAUGAGGUGGCCUGCAAAGAUCGCCUGCAUCUUCAAGGCCAGACUAUGCAGGACCCUUUUGGAGAGAAGCGGGGCCACUUUGACUACCAGUCCCUCUUGAUGCGCCUGGGACUGAUUCGUCAGAAAGUGCUGGAGAGGCUCCAUAAUGAAAACGCCGAAAUGGACUCUGACAGCAGCUCGUCUGGGACAGAGACAGACCUGCAUGGGAGCUUGAGGGUUUAG
Molecule: messenger RNA, 1077 nt
Organism: Pipistrellus nathusii (Nathusius's pipistrelle)
Lineage: Eukaryota; Metazoa; Chordata; Mammalia; Chiroptera; Vespertilionidae
Source: the annotation of a GenBank genome assembly